AUGGCCAGCAUCCUACCGGCCUGCCUGGCUGCUCUCCUGCUGCUGCCUCUGGCCGCCGCCAUGCACUCGGACUGCAUGUUCAAGCAGGAGCAGGCCCAGUGCCUGGAGAAGAUCCGGAAGGCCAACGAGCAGAUGGGCUUGAACGCCUCCUCCCUGGGCUGCCCUGGGAUGUGGGACAACAUCACGUGCUGGAAGCCCGCCCGCGUGGGUGAGAUAGUCCUGGUCAGCUGUCCCAAGUUCUUCCAGAUCUUCGAUCCGGACCAAGUCUGGGAGACAGAAACCAUCGGAGAGUUUGGUUUUGAAGACAUUAACUCCUUGGACUUGGCAGGCAUGAGGGUGGUGAGCCGGAACUGCACCAAGGACGGCUGGUCGGAGCCCUUCCCUCACUAUUUCGAAGCUUGUGGGUUUGAUGAAUAUAAUGAAUCUGAGUCUGGGGACCAGAAUUUCUACUACAUGUCGGUGAAGGCCCUGUACACCGUCGGCUACAGCACAUCCCUCGUCUCCCUCACCACGGCCAUGGUCAUCUUGUGUCGCUUCCGGAAGCUGCACUGCACCCGCAACUUCAUCCACAUGAACCUGUUCGCGUCCUUCAUGCUGAGGGCCAUCUCCGUCUUCAUCAAGGACUGGAUCCUGUACGAGGAGCAGGACAACAACCACUGCUUCAUCUCCACCGUGGAGUGCAAGGCCAUAAUGGUUUUCUUUCACUACUGCGUCGUGUCCAACUACUUCUGGCUGUUCAUCGAGGGCCUGUACCUCUUCACCCUGCUGGUGGAGACCUUCUUCCCCGAGAGGAGAUACUUCUACUGGUACACCAUGGUUGGCUGGGGGUCCCCAACCAUCUGUGUGUCGGUGUGGGCUGCGCUGAGGCUCUACUUUGACAACACAGGCUGCUGGGAUAUGAAUGACAGCACUCCUCUGUGGUGGGUGAUCAAAGGCCCUGUGGUUGGUUCCAUAAUGGUGAACUUUGGGCUCUUCGUGGGCAUCAUCUUCAUCCUCGUGCAGAAACUUCAGUCUCCGGACACGGGAGGCAACGAGUCCAGCAUCUACUUGCGGCUGGCGCGGUCCACCCUGCUGCUCAUCCCGCUGUUCGGGAUCCACUACACGAUCUUCGCCUUCUCCCCCGAGUACGUCAGCAAGAGGGAGAGGCUGGUGUUUGAGCUGGGCCUGGGCUCCUUCCAGGGCUUCGUGGUGGCUGUCCUCUACUGCUUCCUGAACGGGGAGGUGCAGGCGGAGAUCAAGCGGAAGUGGCGGAGCUGGAAGGUGAACCGCUACUUCGCCGUGGACUUCAAGCACCGGCACCCGUCCCUGGCCAGCAGCGGCGUGAACGGCGGCACCCAGCUCUCCAUCCUGAGCAAGAGCAGCUCCCAGAUCCGCAUGUCCGGCCUCCCGGCCGACAACCUGGCCACCUGA
Messenger RNA from Pipistrellus nathusii (Nathusius's pipistrelle), 1410 nucleotides. NCBI's taxonomy places the organism in Eukaryota, Metazoa, Chordata, Mammalia, Chiroptera, Vespertilionidae. The record is from the annotation of a GenBank genome assembly.